Messenger RNA from Arvicola amphibius (Eurasian water vole), 609 nucleotides. Its product is annotated as endogenous retrovirus group K member 7 Pro protein-like. Lineage: Eukaryota; Metazoa; Chordata; Mammalia; Rodentia; Cricetidae. Gene Ontology annotation, biological process: proteolysis. The transcript has a single exon. Bases 1 to 609 code for a protein of 202 amino acids. The record is from RefSeq and is a predicted model, not a curated record. Gene Ontology annotation, molecular function: aspartic-type endopeptidase activity; nucleic acid binding.
AUGGUAGAGUCACCCAGAGGCAUUUCUGCAAUUUCCCCUGGAGAUCGGAUUGCUCAGCUUACUCUCCUUCCCAGUCUUCAUGGACGGUUUGAAGCCUGCCCUAAGGAAAGGGGAGACAAAGGUUUUGGCUCCUCGGGUGUGGAUUUACCAUUCCUGUCCCUUGAUUUAGACCAACGCCCAGUCUUGUCACUCAAGAUAGAUGGGAACUGUAUACUUGGCCUGUUGGAUACAGACACUGACAAAAGUAUUAUAGCAAAGAAUGAUUGGCCAUCAGGGUGGCCUAUUCAAGCCUCCUCACAGACCCUGCAAGGCCUGGGCUAUGCUAAGGCCCCUGACAUGAGUGCUAGGCACUUGCAGUGGAAUGAUGAUGAAGGCCAUUCAGGCAGUAUUCAGCCUUAUGUAUUAGAACUCCCUAUUUCCCUGUGGGGGAGGGAUCUGCUGAAAGACAUGGGAUUUAAGCUUAGUAAUGAAUAUUCCCCAGCCUCACAACAGAUGAUGACAAGGAUGGGCUAUCAUCCAAGCUUCGGAUUAAGAAAGAGAUUACAGGGACAAAAGGAUCCUAUAUCAGUACAGCAACACCCUUUUAGACAAGAGCUUGGUUUUUCGUAG